Molecule: messenger RNA, 2336 nt
Organism: Xiphophorus hellerii (green swordtail)
Lineage: Eukaryota; Metazoa; Chordata; Actinopteri; Cyprinodontiformes; Poeciliidae
Product: rho-related GTP-binding protein RhoA-C
Exons: 5
Coding region: 93-674 (193 amino acids)
Biological process (GO): small GTPase-mediated signal transduction
Molecular function (GO): GTP binding; GTPase activity
Source: RefSeq, a predicted model, not a curated record
CCCAUUGGGUGGAAGACUCAAUUGUAGGCAGGGAAUGUGAUUACGCAUCACCGGGGCGGGACUAUUGUGUCUAACAGGGAAACUACAGAAAGAUGGCUGCGAUCAGAAAGAAACUGGUGAUAGUGGGUGAUGGAGCCUGUGGGAAGACAUGUCUGCUCAUAGUGUUCAGCAAAGAUCAGUUCCCUGAGGUCUACGUUCCCACCGUGUUUGAGAACUACGUGGCAGACAUCGAGGUGGAUGGUAAACAGGUGGAGCUGGCUCUGUGGGACACUGCGGGUCAGGAGGAUUACGACCGUCUCAGACCUCUCUCGUAUCCAGACACAGACGUCAUUCUCAUGUGCUUCUCCAUCGACAGCCCCGACAGCUUAGAGAAUAUUCCCGAGAAAUGGACUCCGGAGGUGAAGCAUUUCUGUCCCAAUGUGCCCAUAAUCCUGGUGGGAAAUAAAAAAGACCUGCGAAACGAUGACCACACCCGCAGAGAGCUGGCCAAGAUGAAACAGGAACCGGUGAAGACGGAGGAGGGCAGGGACAUGUCAAACCGGAUCAAUGCCUCUGGUUACCUGGAGUGCUCAGCCAAGACAAAAGACGGCGUGAGGGAUGUUUUUGAGAUGGCCACCAGAGCGGCGCUGCAGGCCAAGAAAAGAGGCAGGAAGAGUGGCUGCGCUCUGCUAUAGAGAAUCCAUUACAGAGUCCAUGGUGGGAAGGGAAAGGCCGAGCAGACCUCCUGGGUCUGCUUUGUCACCAGAGCAGGCAGACUUAAUUUGCUCUAACUCAGAUGAGUCAAAAACAUGCCGAUGUCAGCCAAAGGGAAAAAUUAACCAAGAUUUAAAAAAAAAAAAGAAGAAAAAAGAAAGGGAUAAUUAUGAACGUAAGGCUACAUGUUUAGCUAUAAAUUCACCGUAAACAUAAAAGACGAUAUAAAAGAAUACAGAGAAGGGAACAUCUCAGAUUGUUUCUGAUUUUGUUUGGCUAACAGGUUUUUUUUGUUUUGUUUUUUUUUGACAGAAAGUAUCUCAUUAUGACAUAAAGCAUCUAUAAAGUAGGUCACCAUAAUACUCCCACCUGUUCUGAAUGGGUUCAUUUCGUAUUCUCCAGGUUUCUUUACUUGUGCCUGAAUUUCUGUUUUAUAAAACUGUAUUUGCUGGCUUGCGUUUGGGCUUCAACACAUAACCAUGUUAAUUCAGUUAGCUGAAAGAUCUCGGCUACACAGUCAGAAAAUUAUGUUUUUAUUCCUGUAGACAGCAGAGUAUUAAAUUAUCUUUUUUUUUUGUUUUGUUUUGUUCGAGGCCUGUGUAAACACACAGCUCUGUUAGUUCAACUGUUUUUACGAAAUGUCGUGUUUAGUGCAGAAUCACAUUCAGCUAGAAUUUACAGAUUGGCCCCUAGACAUCAUGCAAGCCUGUAUUUCUCAAAGUCAAUCAUAAACCCCCAAAUUCUCCAAAUGAAAGUCACACACAUUUAUGUAACUUUUAGUUAUUACUGAGAUAUUUCUAUGUGUAUAUUUUCUGGAAAAGGAGAAAUAAUUCUAGAUAAAUAUAUCAAAACUAGUAAGCACAUACUCUGUGUGUAGUGACAGCUUUUGAAUACUCCUCCGCCUCUUUUUCUGUAUUUAAAGACGUCUAAAAAUGGCAAAUAUCAUCUAACUCGUGUAUUAACCCGUUUAUUUUGCUUGAGGACUAAAUCGAAUGGAAUAUUAAAAGUGCGAGGAGCAGUUUUUAAGAUGGGCUGGAGAGGCAGAUCUCUCCGUGCUCUCUGGUCUCCUGCCACGUUGUCUCGGUACUUUCGGUAAAAUCUGUCUCCACAGUCAGCCGUCACGCUCUGCAGAAGCCGGGCUGUUUUUUGUCAGAGCGCUAAGUUGUUGCCUUUGUAGGUUUUUCCUUUGCAACAGAACGACUUCUGCUUCGACAAACCCGGAAACGUACAAACAAACUAACAAAAAGGCCCGUCUGCGUUUCUCAGGAUCGUGUUGCGCUGAUGUGACUCCUGCUGUUCAGUGACAGAUUCUGCUGAAUUUGCUGAUCCUCAUCUACUUUGUCGUUCUCCCAUGAUUUAAAAUGGACCUUUUUAAUUUCAGCUUAACGUGUUUCCUGCCUGCAAGCUAACUUGCCUCCUCUUGGGCUUUCUGUUACUUUAUGUGAUAUUCUACUGGCUUACCUUGUACUUUGCACAAAUAUUACACAUUAGGUCAGUGUUGUGUACACUCUGGAAACCUUCUGAAAUGCACACAGCUCCUGAGGGAUUUGUAAGACAGUUGUUCAUUUAUACACAAAACCUUUCUUGAAACUUCUGCAGAUUUUAAUGUAUUUUAAAGGAAAUAAAGUCAACAGAGAAAGGCG